UAGCUUCCCCGGUAUCCAGCCAGGGACCUCUCUUGCCUGCGUGGGCAUUUGCACAGCUCCUUCUCUCAGGCAGCUUGGCGGCCCUGGAGGAAGCUGCACCUAUGUCUGGGGAAGGAGAGAGAGCCUACAUCCCAGAUGAUUCCGACUUCAACACUUUCCGGGACCAGUGUGAAAGCCAGGAAGGCUGGAGCAGCCGGUAUAACAAGGGAGGAGUGGCAGUUUGGACCCAAAUGCAGGAGCAGAGCAAGACUGUCCAGAAAAUCAAGAUGCGUAUCGUCUGCCACGAUGUGCCUCCAGAGACGCUCUAUGAUGUUCUACAUGACACCAGUUACCGCAAGAAGUGGGACACCAACAUGAUUGAGACCCAUGACAUUGGGCGCCUGACUGUCAACGCAGAUGUUGGAUAUUACUCCUGGAGGUGCCCAAGUCCUCUGAAGAACAGGGACUUUGUUACCUUGCGCUCCUGGCUCCCGCUUGGCCAUGACUACAUGAUCAUCAACUACAGCGUCAAACAUCCAAAGUAUCCGCCCCGAAAGGACUGCGUGAGGGCCGUAUCCCUGCAGACGGGCUACUUGAUCAAGGCAACGGGCAAGAGUGGCUGCAUUCUUUACUACCUCACCCAAGUAGACCCUCGAGGUUCAUUACCAAAGUGGGUGGUGAAUAAAGCGUCUCAGUACGUGGCACCAAAGGCUAUGAAGACGAUCUAUAAGGCAGGGCUGAAGUACCCGGAGUGGAAACGGAAGCACGACCCUGGCUUCAAGCCUUGGUUGUACCCAGAACAGAACACAUUGCCCAGCAUUAGCCUAGCUGAGCUCUCCCUGCAGCACGCCGACUCCUUGGAGAACAUCGACGAGAGCGGUCUGUCGAAGCCAAGAUGAGCCUCAGUGACGAGGAGGCCUGAGGCCAGGAUCUGGAUGCACAGCUCACACCGUCCUGUGGGCUGGAUGAGGCCUUCCACCAUCCAGAGCACAGCAGCUCUCACAGA
Messenger RNA from Lacerta agilis (Sand lizard), 985 nucleotides. Its product is annotated as START domain-containing protein 10-like. The transcript has 6 exons. NCBI's taxonomy places the organism in Eukaryota, Metazoa, Chordata, Lepidosauria, Squamata, Lacertidae. The coding region runs from base 102 to 878 and encodes 258 amino acids. Gene Ontology annotation, molecular function: lipid binding. The record is from RefSeq and is a predicted model, not a curated record.